CACCACAUUGCGCAGUGAAGUGUAUCAGAAUGACAUAAUAAUUUAUCCCUAAUGAGCGCUUCGUCUAAAAUCUCUGCUUUUGACAUGUGAUGACUUCUUCAGAUUAAGUUAAGUGGUUGAGGCGUCUUGUGAGAAACUUCAUGUUAUACAGACUUAAAGGAAAAAAUGGCAGAGCAACCAACAAUAUCAAUGUCAAAUGUUUUGAUUGCGUCUUCCUCAAAUUGGGAUCCCUUGAAUUCAAAAGACUGGGACAAGGAGAAAGCCAGUCCUGAUUGUGUAAAAAGAAUAAAACGUGACCUAAUGAGCAUUUAUAAAGAUCCUCCACCAGGAGUGUGUGUUGUUGCAGAUGAGGAAAAUGUCACAAAGAUUCAUGCGUUAAUCACUGGGCUUGAUACUCCAUAUGAGGGUGGAUUUUUCUAUUUUAUCAUACGUUGUCCUCCAGACUAUCCCAUUAAACCCCCACGUGUCAAGUUCAUGACCACUGGGCAAGGACAAGUGAGGUUUAAUCCUAAUUUAUACAAAAAUGGAAAAGUUUGUCUUAGCAUACUGGGAACGUGGUUUGGACCAUCAUGGAGUCCUGCUCAAACUUUAUCGAGUGUUCUCAUCUCCAUCCAGUCAUUACUCAAUGAGAAGCCAUAUCAUAAUGAACCAGGAUGUGAGAAAGAAAAACAAUUCGGAGAUAGCGACAGGUACAAUGAUUGUAUAAGAUAUGAAACAUUGAGAGUUGCUGUUUGCGAUAUGCUCGAAAAUGAGUCAUCGUGCCAUCCAUCACUGAGAGAGGUGAUGCUUCGAUCCUUUCCCGAGUAUUAUGACUAUUACGCCGGCGUUGUAAGCGAAAAAUCUGCACUAAAUGGAAAAUCAAUGCUGGAUCCGUUCAGGGCUAAUCGAGGGAAAUUUGAUUUCGAUGGUAUCAUGAAGAGAUUAGAAAAAAUCAAGUCAAACAUCGAAAUAAAAACUCCUCAAAGCUCUUCUGAUGCAUCUUCGGACAGUUCCUCAGAAGUGGAUGGCUAAAUUACAGCUUUGCACUUGAUAAUCUACAUAAGCCAGAUAUACUACGUACACUAAUCGUCAUUGAGCCGUUUUUCCUCAUGACGCCGUCAUUCCCAACUUGGAUAGCGGUAUUCUCUUCUGUGAUAUUACAAGCAUAUAUCAUAUGAAAAGGACGUUAUGUUUACAUUUUGUAAAAUUUUUGUGAAUAAGCUAGCACGAGCAUGCCAUUUUAUGUAUGUAUAUUAGUUCAAAACAUCUUUAUUCUGGACUGUUUUACUUGUUCAUAUUUUCAUCUGUGUUAUUUUCAUCUAAGUUAAGAACUAUUUUCACUGGUCCAGUUGCCGUUGGAUGGGACGUUUUAUUGUGUUUUCAUACUCCAAUGUAUUAAAAACAUACUGUUCUAUCAGGCCGUUUAAAGCAUACUCCAGUUUAAUUCAUAUAUAAUAUAUUAUUGAUGUAAUAUAUAUAUUUAAUUGUGUGAGUCUACAACGACGACUAAUUAAAAUUCUUGGGAAUAUUUGUCCUCGAAUUAAA
Xenia sp. Carnegie-2017 is the source of this 1524-nucleotide messenger RNA. RefSeq names its product ubiquitin-conjugating enzyme E2 Z-like. Gene Ontology annotation, molecular function: cysteine-type endopeptidase inhibitor activity; ubiquitin conjugating enzyme activity. NCBI's taxonomy places the organism in Eukaryota, Metazoa, Cnidaria, Anthozoa, Malacalcyonacea, Xeniidae. Gene Ontology annotation, cellular component: nucleus. The record is from RefSeq and is a predicted model, not a curated record. Gene Ontology annotation, biological process: negative regulation of apoptotic process.